Paramacrobiotus metropolitanus is the source of this 1004-nucleotide messenger RNA. RefSeq names its product myosin regulatory light chain sqh-like. Gene Ontology annotation, biological process: post-embryonic development; locomotion. The coding region runs from base 163 to 696 and encodes 177 amino acids. The transcript is spliced from 4 exons. Gene Ontology annotation, cellular component: myosin II complex; cytoplasm. Gene Ontology annotation, molecular function: calcium ion binding; myosin heavy chain binding. NCBI's taxonomy places the organism in Eukaryota, Metazoa, Tardigrada, Eutardigrada, Parachela, Macrobiotidae. The record is from RefSeq and is a predicted model, not a curated record.
ACCAAAUUUUAUGAGUCAGAAUCGGUCGUGGCACUCCAGUUUUCAUGAGGUUUUAGAAGCCAUUUUCUUACAGUUGUCUUUUAUUUUGUUGUCUUACGACAGGUGGGUUCGUAACGUUUGUCACUUAACGUUUUGUUAAAGAUUACCUGAUUGUGCGUUAAAAUGGCCAGUCGCAAGAUCCGUGGAACUGCGGGGGGAAAAAAACGCGCCCAGCGCGCAACCAGCAAUGUGUUCGCCAUGUUUGACCAGGCGCAGAUCCAGGAGUUCAAGGAGGCGUUCAAUAUGAUUGAUCAAAAUCGGGACGGUUUUGUUGACAAGGAAGACCUGCACGAUAUGCUGGCAUCCAUGGGUAAAAAUCCGACAGAGGAAUACUUGGAAAAGAUGAUUGGCCAAGCGCCUGGACCCAUCAACUUCACAAUGUUCUUGACAUUGUUUGGGGAGCGCUUACAGGGCACAGACCCGGAAGACGUGAUCAAGAAUGCUUUCGGUUGCUUCGACGAGGACGGCACAGGCCGGAUUAAUGAGGAUCGUCUGAGAGAAUUGUUAAUCACCAUGGGUGAUCGUUUCACCGAAGAACAAGUGGAUGAAAUGUUCCGUGAGGCUCCCAUCAAAGACGGCCUCUUCGACUAUGUUGAAUUUACGCGCAUCAUCAAGCACGGUGCAAAACAGGCUGAAGACGAUCCGAAUCGGAUUUGAAGUGUUCGGUCGCUGUAAUGGAUAUUACUGACUGUUGCUGCUGCUUCCAAUUCCGGUUUUAUAUUUUAUAUGUGCUAUACGUUUCCUUGACCUUUGAUUCCCUUUUCUACUUAAGCAUUGAUUUCGGAGCGAUUGCAAUCUCAUGUUCACGGUUUCCUAGCUCGAAUCUUAGCAAUGGUUGAAUCUUUUUGUUUCUUUGUCAGGCCCUGUUAAUCUCGACGCGAAAUUUCCUUAUCUGUUCUUUUGCUGACUUGCGAAUCUGAAUUAUCUUCUUAACUGAAAAGCAAUAAAUGUAUUUUCGAAUAGUA